AUGAUUCUAAACUUUGAUGGCACAGUUAUGGACUUGGAAGGAAAUCCUCGGUUUCUGUGUGGCCUGUGUGGGAGACACUACAAGUACAAGGCGGAUAGGGACCGACACCAGAGGCAGGAGUGUGGGAACGAGAGACAGUUCGCUUGUACUGUCUGUCCCUACCGAGCCAGGCAGAAAAGGACCCUGAAGACCCACAUGGUUCUACCAGCAGGUGGAGGGACGAUCCUGGACCCAGAAGGAAACCUGAGGUUCGGGUGUCCUGUCUGUGGCAGACUCUACAAGUACAGACGAGACCUCGGGCGCCACCGCAGGUACGAAUGUGGGAUUGAGCCCCAGUUCCCGUGCAGUGCUUGUCCGUACCGGGCCAAACAGAAGGGCACUCUCAAGACACAUAUGGCGCUCAAACACAAUAUCAAUGGCGCCGGGGCCAGGUUCAACUGUGACAUGUGCGGGCGUGUCUACAAGCACAGGAAAGACAUGUUGAGACAUGUCCGCUACGAGUGUUUACAAGAUGGCUGCAUAGCGCAGAAGUUCGAGUGUAUGCGAUGCGGAAAAGUCUACAAAUUCAAGAGGAUACUGAACCGGCAUCUUCGCUACGAGUGCGGUCUUGAGCCGCAGUUCGCUUGCCCUCAUUGUCCCUACAAGGGCAAGCGGAACACUUCGUUACAGUCCCACAUGAUGUUGAAACAUCAGAUAUUCAUUCCACUUACUCAUGAAAUCAAGGUUGGAGCACUGCAGCAAAGUCGUCAAGAUUGGAACGUUGCAGCAAAGUACGUUUGUACUCAGUGUGGUAGGAACUACAAGUUUAGGAACAUUCUCAAUCGACACCUUCAGUACGAGUGCGGCAAAGAGCCGCAGUUCGCUUGUCCCCACUGUCCGUACAAAGCGAAGCAGAAAAGCACGCUCAAGACACACAUGACGCUGAAACACAAAAAUGCUCUAUCUCUCUUGAAAGGUGUGCAGUUCUGUCUCAACUGCGGCAGAAAGUACUCCAGCCUCCGGUCGUUGGUGCGCCACCAGCGCUACGAGUGCGGAAAGUUGCCGCAGUUCGCUUGUCCCCUCUGCUCCUACAAGGCCCACCAGAAGGUCUCCCUCAAGAAACACAUCGCCUCCCGCCACACGCAACAGUGGUUUGGCCUGCAGAGCUCGGGGGCGCUGGAGAUUCUUGGUGACUCGAAACUGUUGACUUAGUGCGUCAUUCCUACUUUACUAUGUCGUAUUAAAAGAUUGGUUGUAACUUGGUGUUAUUUUUCUGUCAAUUGUUUUUAAAUAUAUGAGACCCUUGCUGUAAAUGUGUGAUAA
This is a messenger RNA of Homalodisca vitripennis (glassy-winged sharpshooter), 1302 nucleotides long. RefSeq names its product gastrula zinc finger protein XlCGF26.1-like. Gene Ontology annotation, biological process: regulation of gene expression. Bases 1 to 1191 code for a protein of 396 amino acids. The transcript is spliced from 8 exons. Gene Ontology annotation, cellular component: nucleus. The record is from RefSeq and is a predicted model, not a curated record. Lineage: Eukaryota; Metazoa; Arthropoda; Insecta; Hemiptera; Cicadellidae.